This is a messenger RNA of Rhododendron vialii, 441 nucleotides long. RefSeq lists its product as uncharacterized. Lineage: Eukaryota; Viridiplantae; Streptophyta; Magnoliopsida; Ericales; Ericaceae. The record is from RefSeq and is a predicted model, not a curated record. The transcript has a single exon. The coding region runs from base 1 to 441 and encodes 146 amino acids.
AUGAUGAAUGAUUUGGGCUUCUAUGCCAUGCACCUUAAGGAAAUUUGGGAUGGAGUUACCUUGUGUAAUUUGACCGUUCAAUCUACUCUAUCGAGCCAAGUCAUUGAAGCGCAACAACACAAUGAGGAAGCAGAAGGGCUUCGUGCCAAGUUCCUUAGUGGAAAUGCUCAAGAAAGGUGGAUGAUUCACGCCAACCAAGGCUUACAUUAUCAAGGGAAGUUGUUCAUACCCGUUUCGUGUCGAGAGGAAAUCUUGCGAGAGUUCCAUCAUUCUCCGUUAGCUAUUCAUCCGAGAGGAACGAAAAUAUAUCACAAUUUGCAUAGGCAAUUUUGGUGGUCCGGAAUAAAGAGGGAUGUCGUUAUUGUCGUAUCCAAGUGCCUCACGUGCCAAAAAGUGAAAGCCGAACAUCAACGACCCACAAGAGAGUUACAACCUUACUAG